This is a messenger RNA of Glycine soja, 846 nucleotides long. RefSeq names its product TMV resistance protein N-like. The record is from RefSeq and is a predicted model, not a curated record. Bases 91 to 591 code for a protein of 166 amino acids. Lineage: Eukaryota; Viridiplantae; Streptophyta; Magnoliopsida; Fabales; Fabaceae. Gene Ontology annotation, biological process: signal transduction. The transcript has a single exon.
CUCCAUUCAUUAGCAAGUGGGUUCAGUAGCUGAUUCAUUAUUUGUAUCCACAAACACUUGCUCUUCUUCCUUCACAGUUUUGCAAUUGAAAUGGCUUCUACUUCUAAUGCCAUCAUCCAAUGCACCUCUUCUUCUUCGUUUCAGUAUGACGUGUUUGUGAGCUUCCGCGGUGAAGACACACGCAACAGCUUCACCGGUUUUCUUUUUGGAGCUCUGAAAAAACAAGGCAUCGAGGCCUUCAAAGAUGAUAAAGACAUCAGGAAAGGCGAAUCCAUAGCACCAGAGCUAAUACGAGCCAUUGAAGGGUCUCAUGUUUUCGUUGUUGUCUUUUCAAAGGACUAUGCUUCCUCAACUUGGUGCCUGCGUGAACUAGCACAUAUCUGGGAUUGCAUUCAAACAUCACACAGACCUCUUCUGCCUAUUUUUUAUGAUGUUGAUCCAUCACAAGUGCGAAAUCAGAGUGGAGACUAUCAGAAAGCCUUUGCCCAACACCAACAAAGUUCCAGGUUCCAAGAGAAGGAAAUUAAAACAUGGAGAGAAGUUCUGGAACAAGUAGCCAGUCUCUCUGGUUGGGAUAUCAGAAAUAAGUAAGUAAUCUUCUGUUGGUUUGUUACGUGCAUAUACAAUAUAUUUUUAUCAUUUCUUACUAAUGCUGUUAUCUUGAAUGUAUUACUUAUUACAACCUUUAAACUGGAGAUUGGGUCAACAUUUAUUAUACAUGUUUAAUACAAAUAAUAUUUUAAAAAUGAAAAAAAGUACUAUAUAUGUUAUUGUCUUCUUCUAUGCAUGUACGCUCUGUUUUGAUUCCCUUAAGUGAUGAUUUGUCAUUCUUUGUUUUCUUUAAAC